CCACUCCUGCACUUGAAAGCAUGUCAAUGCAGGACAAGAACACACAAGUGCAGCAACUUUGGGCAUGGGUCUCUAAACCCCGCAGGGAUUUAACAAAAUCCAUCCUGACUGGGGCUCCAGGAGAGGAGACACUGGUUGACAUUUUAACCAGUCGGCAGAACUGGCCCCCACCCAGCCAGGCCUCAUGCCUCUGACAGCCCGACACUGGAGCAGACCACCAGCGGCAGGCAGGCGUGCAGUAGCAUGGAGGGCCCAGCGGGGUACCUGCGACGGGCCAGCGUGGCCCAGCUGAGCCAGGAGCUGGGCACUGCCUUUUUCCAGCGGCAGCAGCUGUCGGCUGCCAUGGCAGACACCUUCCUGGAGCACCUUUGCCUGCUGGACAUCGACUCGGAGCCUCUGGCUGCUCGCAGCACCAGCAUUAUCGCCACCAUCGGGCCGGCAUCUCGCUCUGUGGAGCGCCUCAAAGAGAUGAUCAAGGCCGGGAUGAACAUUGCACGACUCAACUUCUCCCACGGCUCGCACGAGUACCACGCUGAGUCCAUCGCCAACAUCCGGGAGGCGGUGGAGAGCUUUGCAGCUUCCCCGCUCAGCUACCGACCGGUGGCCAUCGCUCUGGACACCAAAGGACCGGAGAUUCGCACCGGGAUCCUGCAGGGGGGCCCAGAGGCGGAAGUGGAGCUGGUGAAGGGCUCCCAGGUGCUGGUGACCGUGGACCCGGCGUUCCGGACGCGGGGAGACGCGAACACCGUGUGGGUGGACUACCCCAACAUCACCCGCGUCGUGCCGGUGGGGGGCCACAUCUACGUUGACGACGGGCUCAUCUCCCUAGCGGUCAAGAAAAUCGGCCCAGAAGGGCUGGAGACCGAGGUGGAGAACGGCGGCGUCCUGGGCAGCCGGAAGGGCGUGAAUUUGCCCGGCGUCCAGGUGGACCUGCCCGGGCUGUCCGAGCAAGAUGCCCGAGACCUGCGCUUCGGGGUGGAGCAUGGCGUGGACAUCGUCUUUGCCUCCUUUGUGCGGAAAGCCAGCGACGUGGCUGCCGUCCGGGCUGCUCUGGGGCCAGAAGGACAGGCCAUCAAGAUCAUUAGCAAAAUUGAAAACCACGAAGGCGUGAAGAAGUUUGAUGAAAUCCUGGAGGUGAGCGACGGCAUCAUGGUGGCACGGGGCGACCUGGGUAUCGAGAUCCCAGCUGAGAAGGUUUUUCUGGCUCAGAAGAUGAUGAUUGGACGUUGCAACUUGGCGGGCAAGCCAGUUGUCUGUGCCACACAGAUGCUGGAGAGCAUGGUUACCAAGCCCCGGCCGACGCGGGCAGAGACGAGCGACGUGGCCAACGCCGUGCUGGAUGGGGCCGACUGCAUCAUGCUGUCAGGGGAGACCGCCAAGGGCAGCUUUCCCGUGGAGGCCGUGAUGAUGCAGCACGCGAUUGCCCGGGAGGCAGAGGCCGCCGUGUACCACCGGCAGCUGUUUGAGGAGCUGCGCCGGGCAGCCCCCCUGAGCCGUGAUCCCACCGAAGUCACCGCCAUCGGUGCUGUAGAGGCUUCCUUCAAGUGCUGUGCUGCUGCCAUCGUCGUGCUGACCAAGACUGGCCGCUCAGCCCAGCUCCUGUCUCGGUACCGACCCCGGGCAGCGGUCAUUGCUGUCACCCGCUCUGCCCAGGCUGCCCGCCAGGCCCACCUAUGCCGAGGCGUCUUCCCCUUGCUCUACCGUGAGCCUCCAGAGGCCGUCUGGGCAGACGACGUGGAUCGCCGGGUCCAGUUUGGCAUUGAAAGCGGAAAGCUCCGUGGCUUCCUCCGUGUUGGGGACCUGGUGAUUGUGGUGACAGGCUGGCGACCUGGUUCUGGCUAUACCAACAUCAUGCGGGUGCUAAGCGUGUCCUGAGAUGCCCCUCCCCGUCUGACCCAGCUGGCUCUGGACCCCCUCCCUCCUCCCGGCCCCCUCCACCCCAUGCCCUCCGUCUGUCUUCUCUACUCCCAGAGCUCCCUGCCCGAGGCCACAUCUGCCACGUGCCCCGUUCCAGGGCCCCUUCCCCUCUCCAUUUCAUGCAGGCCCCGAAAGUCUGUGCAGUUAAGCACUGGCCAUCCAGCAGCACCAGUCGUGCAAUGCCUGCGCUCGGUGCUCUCAGCUGACCCUAACGUGCUGCGAGCCUUGAAUCCCAGCUUACGGGUUAGUUCUAGUUCCCCAGGCUUCCCACACCUGGGGUGGGGGACUCAUGUGCAGUCUCUACAAAAUCACCAUUUUAGAAAUAGUUCACGUCCAUGAGUCUGAUAUUCUCCUAUGUGGCCCUCAUGGUAACCCGGGCAUCUCCUGAGGAGUGCCACCUCUUCCUUCGUUGUAACAAAGUGACAUCGAAGCAGCACCCUUCUGGGGAAGCCAGAGGAGGGGGGUGCUGGGAACACUGACAGCCUGGCGAGCUCAUCUUACCGCUGUCUUCGUGACCCCUCCCUGACCGCUCUCAGGGCCACCUCACGCCUUGCUGGGUGAGAUGCCCUGCUGUCUCCUGCACCCAGAAAUUCCUUCAUGCCCACUUUGUUCCCACACACAAACCAGGAGCCAAAACGAGUGUCUCUAUUUUCUUUUUAAACCGGCUGUUUGGAAGUUAUAAUUAAACUUCUCCCACACACCCAGAACUCCAGAACUCCCCACCCCGGAGAAAAGGGUCCUGGCCCCACAUUCUUGGGUGCUGCAGAGUAGGCAUGGAGACGGGGUGGGGUAAGGGCUUUCUCUUGUCCCUGAGCAGGCAGAGGUGCUGGCUAGCCUAGCCUUCCCCAGGCUCAGAUACUUGGGGCCCUCCCCCUACUCCUACUCCUGCACCUACAGCAAACUUAGUAGGAAAAAACCCCUAAAAGAAAGAACAGCCCUUCCCGCUCCGGUGGCCCGUCCUGUCCCGACCUAGACAGGGAGAGGGCUCCACUGCUACCAGUGGUGUUGGGCAGCUGGUAUGGGGGAGCCCUGCCCCUGCCUGUCUCCCCACUGGGAGAGGAACGGAUAAAGGGAUGGGGGAAUAAAGUGAAUUGGUAACAA
Molecule: messenger RNA, 3018 nt
Organism: Rhinolophus ferrumequinum (greater horseshoe bat)
Lineage: Eukaryota; Metazoa; Chordata; Mammalia; Chiroptera; Rhinolophidae
Gene: PKLR
Product: pyruvate kinase L/R
Exons: 12
Coding region: 244-1875 (543 amino acids)
Biological process (GO): cellular response to insulin stimulus; glycolytic process
Cellular component (GO): cytoplasm
Molecular function (GO): magnesium ion binding; pyruvate kinase activity; potassium ion binding
Source: RefSeq, a predicted model, not a curated record